UUUAAAUGCAGCAAGAUUUACAGGAGGAGUUCUUCUGUUUUUGCUUCAGUGAGUGAGUUGUUGGCGAUUCAAUUGUGAUGAAGAAGAAACCCCAAAAGGAAGUGGUCUAUAAACAUGUUUUCCAGCAAAGUCUAUAAAUUCUCUUUCUCUAUCUCGCACCAAAAGUGAAACCGUUUGUGACUGCAAAUAGUUUCAAACUGCAGAUUUCCUCUUUCAAGUUAGAGCCUUGCUUCCUGUGAAGGAAGAAAGUGUAUCAGAGGACAGACGUAGAGCACCAAAGUAGUCCCAGGGAGCAGGAUGGACAAGUUUCGUACGGUGUUUGAUUUCUGCCUUAAUCACCAGAAGGCACUGGGCUAUGGGGCUGUCUCUCUGUUGACGGUUGGCAGCGAGCGCAUCUUUUCUGCUGUGGUGUUCAGAUGCCCUUGCAACUCCUGGAAUAUGCUCUAUGGGCUGGUCUUCCUCUUGGUGCCAGCCCUUAUUCUGUUUCUGCUUGGCUUCUUGCUCAGUAGCCAGUCUUGGAAGAUACUCACCGGAAGCUGCGCCCCCAACAGGCUGUGCAGGUGCCCUCACGGGACCCGAUUCCGGCACUACUUGAAAGUGCUGGGGCUGGUGAUUGUCAGAGCAUCUGUUGCUCCCUUGACAUGGAUUGCUGUGGCCUUACUGGGAAGCCGCUUCUAUGAGUGUGCCGUUUCUGGGAGCUCUGCAAUGCAGGCGUACAUGUGCAAAGGCAAAGGGCAUGAGUGUGUUGAGAAAAUGCCUCAGGUGCCUUGUCAGAGUGGCACUGCUACCUCGGAGAUGCAGGAUAUGCUCAUGAGCCUUCAAGCACAGUCUCAGGUGCUGGGGUGGAGUUUGAUCGCCAGUGUCUUCCUAUUGGCCCUAGUUUCUACAUGCAUCUCCCGUUGCUGUUCUCCAGUCAGUAUUCUCCAGCUUGCCUUCUGGAAAGUCUACCUGGAGCAAGAGCAGCAGCUUUUUGAGCAAAAGGCCAAGGAUCACGCAGCGAAGCUGGCAGAGAGGAACGUCAAGUGCUUCUUUGAUUCCACAGAACUGGACGAGUUUCCAACUCCAAGUGCCAAAGAGUGGCACGGCAUUUCUUCCUUGUUCACCUUUAACCCUAAAAAAGAUUACUACAGCAUGAUGCACAAAUAUGUCAGCAGCAAAACCAACACUGGCAGCCUUAGGUCUGUGGAGGGGGAUACAGUUCCUUGUUGCCUGGGGUUUGUGGAUGGCGCUGGUGGUAUUGACACACAAGGCUUAUAGUGAAAUAAUUGCUUAGCCCAUCAGGCUCCGUUACAAGAAGAUGUCUAACUGAACAUGGUUGUUAUUUCCUCUUUCCUCUUUCCCCCCUCUUUCUCUUGUUUUUUGGUGUUGGGUUGUGCUUUAUAUGUAUGGUGUGUAUACAGCCUGACCAUAAUUAACCUCUGACUCCUACUAAGACAUACAGUGGUACCUCUGGUUACAUACUUAAUUCGUUCCGGAGGACCGUUCUUAACCUGAAACUGUUCUUAACCUGAAGCACCAC
Messenger RNA from Podarcis muralis (Common wall lizard), 1519 nucleotides. Its product is annotated as calcium homeostasis modulator protein 6. The record is from RefSeq and is a predicted model, not a curated record. Gene Ontology annotation, molecular function: monoatomic cation channel activity. NCBI's taxonomy places the organism in Eukaryota, Metazoa, Chordata, Lepidosauria, Squamata, Lacertidae. Gene Ontology annotation, cellular component: plasma membrane.